Messenger RNA from Glossina fuscipes, 5679 nucleotides. RefSeq lists its product as uncharacterized. The transcript is spliced from 11 exons. The record is from RefSeq and is a predicted model, not a curated record. Gene Ontology annotation, molecular function: protein binding. Gene Ontology annotation, cellular component: anaphase-promoting complex. The coding region runs from base 1 to 5679 and encodes 1892 amino acids. NCBI's taxonomy places the organism in Eukaryota, Metazoa, Arthropoda, Insecta, Diptera, Glossinidae.
AUGCAAAAAAAUUCUGAAAGUGAAGACAAUUAUUCCGCAGAUGCCCCUGAUAACGCUUUAAAUGCUAAAGAUGAAGAUAUCAAUAACCAAGCAUUGAAAGACGAUGUUUCGAAUAUUAUUCUUAAACUAAAAGCAGAUUCAGUCUUAGAAAAGAAUUCGACUAAAGAUCACACAUAUCCACCAAUCGCUAAAACAAAAUAUAAGAUACAAGAAUUUAAUAACCAAGUACCAGCUCUAGUAGGAUUAAUUAACGAAUUUUCCAGACAACCUGACCGUAAAGCAGCGGAUGAUGAAAAAUCAGAUGAUAUUGACAAAUCCAAUUCCAAAAAUUUAAAUCACAAUCACACAGAUCAAGUUAAAGAAGGAAAAGACAAAGAAGAGCAACACAAACAAGAAGGAGGACAACACAUUUUAUCUACUAAGAAAACGAAAGAUUUGAAAGAGAUUUCAAAUGAGGUUGAAGGCGACGAAAGUAAAGUAUCUGAAAAUCAUUACCUUUUAGCUAGUGGAGGAGUACAAAUCAGCGAUCAUGACGACAGCGAUAUAAGUAAAAAUUCUGCAAUGAGAGGUGAAAGCGAAAGUGAACAUGAUUACGAGUCCAAGAUGAAUGAAGAAAAUAACAUUGAGAAUACUUUACUAACCACCAGUGAAAGAAAAACCCUACAAAAAUCAUCCUUGGACAUUGAAGCAGAAAAUGAAUCCACCAACACUAAUAGUGUGAAAGACUACAAGGAAAAAAAAUGCUUGAAAAGCACUGCUGAAAAUCUACAAGAAAAGAUUCACGAAAAUUUGCAUAUAAAACCCAAUGAGCAAAAAACAACGAGGUUAGUAGCAUAUGGAGAAAUUGCUCUCAGCUAUGAUAACGAAUUCAUUAAUGAAAAUAAUAGAGAAGCAAGAGAAGAAGAAAUCUCAACAAAUGUUUCUACGAAAACUUUUAAUGAAUUGAAUAAGCAAGCAAGCAUUACUUUUGAACAAGAAUCGAAUGGAAAAAAUUACCAGAAUGAAGAAGAUGCUCGAAAAAAUUCAAAAAAACAAGAAGAAUCAUACGAAAUUGAAAGUAACGACAUACAAGAGAAACUACUUAACGUCGAGCAAUUAUCGGAUAAUAUUCAAUGUGAAAAGGAUUUGAGAACCUUAAAGACAUGUGAGGAAGAGAAUUUUCCCCAAGAUUUGACUGGAGAUGCACAAGGUCAUAUUCAAGAGGAUCUAAAAUCAGAGUCAAAAAUUCUUAACAAAAUUUAUGACGGUAUUGAAAGUCAAUCAUCUCGGAGUACUAGUAAGAAACGUAAAAACUUCUCUUCUGAUCAAAAGAAAGAAGGAGAGAGCCCAGCCGAAUCCGGCGAGAGCGAAGGAGUUGUUCGUUAUAUUGAGUCACAGACAUAUUUAAAACAUGAUAAUAAGAAAGGUUCUCCUGAUGAAUACUACGAAGAAAGCUCGAAUGAAACCCACCUAGAUGAGACUGAAAGAGUUGGUGUCGGUAGUGGGACCAAGCGGCACAUAAAGAAUGAUUAUACAGAACAUUUUUCCAAUGAAAGCGAUAACAGCUCCCCUGAGAAAGAUGGAGCUGAAAGAGCUGAUGACUUUAAUGUGUCCGAGAAACACGAUGACCUCAAAAAAAAAUAUUUUUCUAAUGAAAGCUAUAAUAAUUCUUGUGAGAUCAAGCAAAACGAAGCUAAGUGCGAUAUACAUUUAAGAGAUGAUCGUAAAAGCAAUUUGCCCAAUGGCAACUACAAGAAAAGUUUACAUCAAACCGAGCAAAAUGAAGUUAGAAAGUCUGAUAAUUGUCACGAUGCCGAGGACUGCUUAACAAAUCAUCAAAAAAAGAUUUCUCUUGAUGUAAAUCUUAAAAAAGGUUCGCAUAAAACCGAAAAACGUGAAACUGAAGAAGUCGUUGAUUGCCGUGAGAUCGAGAAAUGUUUGGAAGAGAACUAUAAAAAGAGUUUGAUAAGAGAAAACAGCAAAGAAAGUUUGCAUCAAAUCGAGCAAAUUAAAAGUGAAAAAGGCGAUGAUUGUCUCAACACCGACAAAAAUUGGAAAAGUGAUCCCGACGGAAAAGAAAUUAAUUCCAAAACCUGUAAAUCAAUUAAGCUAAUAGAGGAGGAAAAUGGAAGCAAAGAACGGAUAGAAUCACCUGACGAAGGAGAAAAAUCAAGUGAAAAAAUGACCUUAUCCAGGAAAGCAGAUGAAGGCAAUGAAGCCGAAAUUGGAAAACAAAUCAAAACUUCCGAAAGACCUGGCGCUCCUCUUUCACCUAAGAUACCAAUUACCGCAAACUUGCCUUUUAAAGAAAUUCAAUAUUUAGAAAUUGACAGCAGUGUUCCAGGUAAAGAACAGCCAUCUCUAAGAGAAAACAUAAGGAGCAAAUCGGCCGCAAAAACUGCUAUAGAGGAUCAUGUCAUUCAAACUUCUAGAUAUCAUAUGUACAAAAACCCGGAAAUGAAACCCAUCAUAACAACUGAGAGCGAGUCUGAGCAGAACGUUGAAGAAACAUUAAAACAAAGGCCUGUGGACGGUAGCUUAAAUGAUCACGAAUUGUUUAAAAAAGCUUACAAAGGCGGUACUAAGAGCGGGGAUGAUGCUGACGUUAUCAAAGAGAACCAAAGGAAUGCGCCGGGUAACAAAGUUGAUAGAUCAAAUAUUAAUCCUGAUGACAAAGUAGUUGAAAGCACUAUUGAUUUUUCUAAAGAGACUGAGCAAGAAUGUAAUAUUAAUGAUAAAGAUACAAAGAAACCAAUAAUAAUCGACAUAGAGAGAAAAGCAAAUCAAGAUUUGGAUCCUCAUAAACUGUUAACAAAUGCUUUCAUGGGCGUUGUUCAAAAUUCUGCCUUUCAAAAUUUUGAAAUGAUUGAUGAUAAAAUCAAUAAUAAUCUUAGGAUAUAUGUAAGUAGAAGCGAAUCUAAUUUGAUAUCCAGAGAAACGCCGCUAUCCGAAACUUGUGAUGAUGAGCUUUCCGGUGACUCCGAACAUAGGGAAAACUUGUUUUCAAAAGCUUCUCAAAAUGGAAAAGAAAUUUUAAAGAAAAACAUUGAUGAAGUUAAGCCAGUAGACCUUGCCGAAAAAAACAUACAGGGCCUGCAUAAGAACUUUGAAGGGGAAAGCAACUCUCAGGUACAAAAAGCAGAUACUAUUAACGAAACUUUAAAUUCAGGAGAAAAUUCGAACCGAAAUGGUAAAAAUAAGUUAACGAAUACUAAUAAAGGUAAUCAUGACACUUCGAAUACAAAUGGAAAAGGUGAUCACGAGUUUAUAAGGAAUAAGAAUGGUCAAGCCUUAGAUUUCGAAAAGGAUCAGUCACAGCUAAAGCCCGAAAUUUUCUUAGAAAAGCCAACCACAGAAGCUCCUCUGCAGAAUUCUAAAGAAGAUAAUAAAGACCCUUUGAAAGAUAAUACUAAUAAAAAAUCCCAAAACGACACUAAUAGAUUAAAUACUAUUAACGAACCCUUGAGAAAAGACUUAAACUCACAUGACACUAGUGACGGAGGAGGUCUAGGGUGUCAAGGUGAAGAUAGCAACGUCUUAAAUUUCACUACGAAGAAAGUAUAUGAAAAAACCUCACUAAUACCUUCAAAAAGAACAACAAUUAAAAUCGAUGAAACUAAAGAAGACAACUUAGAAGAUUCGAAUGAAGAAUUCGACAACGACAGAAAUCAUAACGCAGCAAAUACUGUAGAUUGCAAAAGUGACUUAAACACUCAAAUAUGCGUGGCCGAUAAAAAAUCAAAUGAAGGUUUAUAUGAGAAUAAACGAACCGAAAAUGAAACAAAUUUCGAAAUUAACACUCGUAAUGAAGUAAUACUUGACAUGAUUGCGGCAGUAGACACCAGCGAAAAAGCCAUUAAAAAAUAUCAAUUGGGACAGGAUGUCAAUAUUGCAAACAAGUCAAAUGAAGCGCAAAUGUUGAACAAAACCUUUACUAAAAUUACCAGCGAUGAUUUGUAUGCUGCUUUCAAACAUUUGGAUCAGCAACGUUCUGAAAACAAGGAUACGGUUAAAAAUCUGCUUAAUAGUUUUCUUAACUCAGAACGUUUGUAUUCUUAUAAAGUUAAUCAGACAUCACAUUUUCCCACAAACAAUGUGGUAGAAAUUACAAAAUCAUUCAAUGAUGUUUUGGAUGAUGGAAAAGAUCUCCGUGAAUCAACUGUGCCAUACGGAAUGCUCGAAGAACGAUGUAUUAAAAAAACUAUAUCACUUAUUCACAUCGACGACAGCGUCAUGGAAAUAAUUACCGGACAAAAUGAAAACGAUUCUACUGAUAAAGAAAACGUCAGUGACGAUGAUGCUGAUGACAGCCUAAUUACGAACGCCAUUAAAUUGCAACGAAAUGAUAUGAUUAUAGAGAAAAUGAAACAGCGGCAAGAAUCGACACCAAAAAUAGCUAAAGGCAGCGCCGAUAAUUCGAGAGAUAUAAACAAUUUUGGGGAGCCGUCGGUAAAACAUAUUGAAGGCACUCCCGAUACAGAUGAAGAAGCCGUUGUUGUUAACAAUUUGCAGCGCGAAGAGACACGUGAAAAUUCAGCUUACAGUGAUGACAUCAUUUAUGGCAAUGGACAAAAAUUUGCUAUUGACAACGAUUUCACCGCAAUCAAGAUGGAAGAGGAAAACCAAGAUCAAACAAAAACAUUUAUGAAAAGUGUCACCAUAGACACGGCUGUACGUUUCAUUGAGCCCGCAUCAAGUAGUGACAGUUUUUGCUUAGAUGAAGACACCUCUCAGGCUAUAAGAAGGCAAAUAAUGGCCUAUUCCAUAUCGGACGCAGAUUCCGAUUACGUGGAAGAACGUGUCGGUGAAAAUAUGAAUGCUGGUGGCGUUAAAUCGCAUCUAAAACAUAAUGAUUUUAAUAUAAGUAUAGCUUUAAUGGAAAAUAUGGACACUUCCACUGAAACAGAGUCAACCAUAGUAUCCGCUGCUACGAAAAUACAAGCAGGAGCGAGAGGUUAUCUUACACGAAAACGUUUAGGAAUAACAAAUAAUGUUAAUGAAAGAAAAGCUUCUCAGAAAGACGAUAGCAAAGCUUCCUUUGGCAAUGCAGCAAUUAGCGAGUCUUUGGAGCAUUUGGUUAAAAAUGAAGCAGCCAAAAAAAUUCAAAAUGUAUAUCGCCAUCAUCGAAAUAGAAAUCAAGCUCAUGUUCCUGGUAAAAUUGAAAAAUCUAGUGAACGAAAUGUCGAUGAAGGAAAUCGCUUGGCUCAAAAACGAUCAAUGCUACAGCGGGGAGAUGCCCUCUUACUUAGUAGCACAAGCAGCAGUAGCAGCGGCGCUAGCAGAGAAAAGCAAACAGAAGAUAAAAAUGCGCAGAUGGUAAAAGCCAAUACAGCUGCCAUGAUGCGUGCAAAGAAAAUUCAUAGCAAUAAAUUGGAAUGGCUCGCAAUGAGACAAAAUUCGAUGCCUGUCCAAAUCGAUUCGGAACUGUUUCGCGUCAUACCAAAACAUAUGCCUAAAAGUUACUUUGAUGUACGUGAAUAUGAUAGAGCUGCUCAUUUAGUGCGGAAUGCUAGUUCUCCAGUUCCCAGAUUCCUUCAUCUUUAUGCCACUUAUAUGGCAUUGGAGAAACGACGGUUGGAUUCGACCACGGAUCAAUCGAAUCUAAAUGACUCAGGUUACUUUAAAGACCUGGGUGAGAUUUUGGUUACUUUGCGGGGAGAGCAUUCGCGAAAUAAAUUAGACGGUUACGGUAUGUAUUAA